AGUUGGUUGGGAAGGGCCUUGUUAAAGAGCCAUAAGAACCUGUUUUUACUACAUUUGUGGGGGUGCUAGAAGCAGCUGUAUAGAUAGAGACCUUUGCUUACUUCACUUCCUUCCCUUCCCUUCCCUCUCUUAUUAUCUCUACCAUUUUCCAUCUUCUCUCUAAGCUAAGCUAAAGAGAUAUGGGGAAUUGCCAAGCUGUGGAUGCUGCAGUGCUUGUGAUCCAACACCCUUGUGGGAAGAUAGAGAGGUUGUAUUGGCCAGUCACUGCAAGUGAGGUCAUGAGGACUAAUCCAGGUCACUAUGUUUCUUUGAUAAUACCAUUGCCUGUGCCACCACAGGAGCAGAAUCAAGAGCAGAAAACGGUGCGUUUCACACGCGUUAAGCUGCUCCGGCCUAAUGAGACUCUCAACCUUGGCCAUGCUUACAGGCUUAUCACCACUCAAGAGGUCAUGAAGGUGUUGAAAGCUAAGAAGCAUGCAAAGACAAAGAAGCCACUGGCUGAGGCCGCCGAGAAGCCGCAUAGGGUGCAGUCGGAGAAGCAGAGUUCAGCUAGUGAGGCACACACAGCAGGAGAGUCUACACAUCAGGGAAUGAGAGCAGAGAGACACAGGCCAAGGACGGCUUCAGCUAAUCCUGCUGUAGUGAGGUCAAAAUCCUGGCGCCCUUCCUUACAGAGCAUUUCUGAGUUAGCAAGUUGAUUUAUUGGUGCAAACUGCAAAGUUGUGACAUGUAUAGUGGCUCAUAGAAUAUUAUAUGAUUAGCCUCUAUGAUGUCACAUGUUCCUACUAGAUGAUUCCUGUUACAUGGGCAUCGAGAUUCAACAGAUGAUUAAAACCAAGAUUUUUCUUUCAUCACCAAUCACCACCUCAACUGCAAAACCAUGCUCCAGUGGUAACAUGUUUGUAUAGCACCAACAAGAAGAAAAGGAAUAGAGAGUAAUGAAUGUAAAAAUCUGUUAGAAGUGAGUUUUUGUGAUUGAUAUAGUUACAGCAUUCACAUGUCUUCCUUUUAGUUAUUUAUAUUUAGCAAAUAAGCAAUUCUUACGUACAACAACUUGAAGGGAACUUUUUUAUAACAAAAAAGUGCAUAUAAAGUGAAAAUUAUAUUA
Molecule: messenger RNA, 1108 nt
Organism: Glycine soja
Lineage: Eukaryota; Viridiplantae; Streptophyta; Magnoliopsida; Fabales; Fabaceae
Exons: 3
Coding region: 180-698 (172 amino acids)
Source: RefSeq, a predicted model, not a curated record